Messenger RNA from Diospyros lotus (date-plum), 893 nucleotides. RefSeq names its product translationally-controlled tumor protein homolog. Gene Ontology annotation, cellular component: cytoplasm. The transcript has 5 exons. The record is from RefSeq and is a predicted model, not a curated record. Lineage: Eukaryota; Viridiplantae; Streptophyta; Magnoliopsida; Ericales; Ebenaceae. The coding region runs from base 128 to 634 and encodes 168 amino acids. Gene Ontology annotation, molecular function: calcium ion binding.
UCCAAACCCUCGCGUAUAAAUAGUGUCCACCCGAUCCUCCGUGAAGCUCUCUGCUUCGAGGUUCUCUUGGCGAUUUCUGCGCUGCUUGUUUGGAACGAUCCAAUAGAGAGGAGAGACCUCUGCAAUCAUGUUGGUCUACCAGGACUUGCUCACUGAUGAUGAGCUUCUUUCAGACUCAUUUCCAUACAAGGAAAUCCAGAAUGGGGUGUUGUGGGAGGUUGAAGGAAAGUGGGUUGUUAUGGGAGCAGUUGAUGUUGAUAUUGGUGCAAAUCCUUCUGCUGAAGGUAAUGGUGAUGAUGAGGGUGUCGACGAUCAAGUUGUCAAAGUUGUUGAUAUUGUUGACACAUUCAGGCUCCAGGAGCAACCUGCUUUUGAUAAGAAGCAGUUUGUUACAUACAUGAAAAGGUACAUCAAGUUGUUGACAGCCAAGCUGGAUGCGGAUAAGCGAGAGGAGUUUAAGAGGAAUAUUGAGGGGGCAACUAAGUUCUUGCUCUCAAAGCUCAGUGACCUCCAGUUUUUUGUUGGGGAGAGCAUGCAUGAUGACGGUACUCUGGUGUUUGCUUACUACAAGGAUGGCGCUACUGACCCAACAUUUUUGUACUUUGCCCAUGGGUUGAAGGAGGUUAAGUGUUGAGAAAGACUAAAAUUCAACGGCUGUUCUUCGGAGCGGGACACAAGUUUUAGUUUAUCAUUCCGUGUUUCUCUUUAAUUUUUGCACCACUCAUCUUAGUCACACCUCUUCAACUGUUUGAUGCUACCUCUGGAUUAUCACAUGUAUGGGCUUUUGAUUUGUAUUUUUAUUUUGGUUUGGCUGCGAAAAUAUGCUUUUGAUGUCCAUUAUCCUUUUGCAUUUAAAGUGGAACCUCCUGAAAUAAAAAGAAAAUUUCAUCUUA